GAGAGGCUAAGAAGAUGAUGUAGGGGAUGGAGGGAAAUUUGGGACUUGGGGAAUGGGAGGAAUCCCAUUCCCCAAAUCCCUGAAAAGUUCAUCAGAGAUUGGUUUCCAAUUCCAGUGGUCUCCAAUGGCGUCAAAACCCACCUCCUGUAUUUUCGAAUCCUUGCGAAACAGUCAAACCCUACUGGAAAACGACACUGUAUCCGUGAUUUUCAGUUGUCUUCAUAUGCCUUCUCUCACACCCACUUACCGAAAAUUACCUUUUACAAUUUUAGUUUUUGGUUCCUUACUUUUAGUAUAUUUUGCUUUUUCACUUCACCAUUCUUGGCUUUCACGAGAUGUCUUGACGCAACUUCAAUUAUGGGGCUCUUUCUGUUUUAUCUCUAUAUAUAACUCCUCAUAUUUGCUUGCUCUCCUCCACAUUUGCUUUUGAUUAUUCAUUUGUUUGAUUAUAUGUUGUUUCUGAAUGUGGGAUUGUCAUUCUGUCUUUUCUGAAUUGGGUUUUGUUUUCUGGGUUUAUUACUAAUCACCAAAUGCUUUUCAUUCUAUGAUCUUAUCCCUUCACUGAAUUCAGAUUUGGGUUCUAUUUCACAUUUUUGGUUCUAUGAUGAAGGUUUGUCAGUCUCUGAAAAUGUGGUUGGUUUGGGUGGCCUUAAUGGCAUACCUUCUGUGUCAUUGCGAUGCUCUUAAGGAGUGUACAAACAUUCCUACUCAACUGGGAUCACAUACUUUGAGAUAUGAGCUCUCAUUAUCACAUAAUGAAACGUUGAAGAAAGAGAUGUUUUCUCACUACCACCUCACACCAACUGAUGAUGCUGCUUGGUCCAAUUUGCUAACGAGAAGGUUGUUGAAGGAAGAAAAUGAGUUUAAUUGGGAAAUGAUGUAUAGACAAAUGAAGAAUAAAGAUGGGGUUCAAGUUCCUGGUGGUUUGCUCAAGGAAGUUCCUUUAGGCGACGUACGACUGGAACCAAACUCGUUCCAUGGGAGAGCUCAGGCCACAAAUUUGAAGUAUCUAUUGAUGUUGGAUGUGGACAACUUGCUCUGGAGCUUUAGGCAAACAGCUGGUUUGCCUACGCCUGGUAAACAGUAUCUCGGUUGGGAAAAAUCAGACUGCGAGCUUCGUGGUCAUUUUGUAGGGCAUUACCUAAGUGCAACAGCUCAAAUGUGGGCAAGCACUGGCGACCCUGCUAUUAAAGAGAAGAUGACUGCACUAGUUUCUGGUUUGGCAGCUUGUCAGGACAAAAUGGGUACAGGCUAUCUUUCUGCUUUUCCCUCUGAGUUGUUUGAUCGAUAUGAAGCUAUUAAGCCUGUGUGGGCACCAUAUUACACCAUUCACAAGAUAUUGGCAGGAUUGUUGGAUCAAUAUACUUUAGGUGGUAAUGCUCAAGCCUUGAAAAUGGUAACAAGGAUGGUGGAGUACUUCUACAACCGUGUACAGAAUGUCAUAAAGCUGUACACUGUUGAGAGACACUAUCAGUCUCUUAAUACCGAAACUGGUGGGAUGAAUGAUGUGCUCUACCGGUUGUAUGGUAUAACAGGAAAUACAACGCAUUUACUACUAGCACACCUUUUCGACAAACCGUGCUUUCUAGGCAUUCUUGCAGUUCAGGCCGAAAGCCUUUCGGGUCUCCAUGCCAACACACAUAUCCCGAUUGUUGUCGGAGGUCAACUGCGGUAUGAACUCACUGGUGAUCCACUGUAUAAGGAAAUGUCCACAUUUUUUAUGGACAGUAUUAACUCCUCUCACAGCUAUGCAACAGGAGGGACAUCAGCGCAUGAGUUCUGGACGGAUCCCAAGAGAUUGGCAGAUACUCUAGGAGCGGAGAAUGAAGAAUCGUGUACAACUUACAACAUGCUGAAGGUCUCCCGCAACCUGUUUAGAUGGACCAAGGGAGUAGCAUAUGCUGAUUAUUAUGAGCGGGCUCUUACAAAUGGGGUGCUGAGUAUCCAAAGAGGAACUGACCCUGGGGUAAUGAUUUACAUGCUUCCAUUAGGUAGUGGAAGUUCUAAAGCCAGAAGCCACCAUGGAUGGGGGACCCCAUUUGACACUUUUUGGUGCUGCUAUGGCACAGGAAUUGAAUCAUUCUCCAAGUUGGGCGAUUCCAUCUACUUUGAGGAGGGAGCACAAACUCCUACACUUUAUGUUAUCCAGUAUAUAUCAAGUUCUCUCAAUUGGAAAUCAGGAAAUGUUUUGCUUAAUCAGGUCGUUGAUCCUGUUCAUUCAGAUGAUCCAAACCUCAGGAUGACAAUGAUGUUUUCUCCCAAGGAGCCAGUCCAAUCAUCUACCAUUAAUUUGCGAAUUCCGAGCUGGACAAGUGCGAGUGGCGCACAAGUUUUACUAAAUGGUCAGAGUGUGGGAAAGAUUACUAAUGGCAUUUUCCAACCAGUUACCAACAAAUGGAGCUCAAAGGACAAGUUAAGCAUUGUGCUACCCAUAAACCUAAGAACAGAAGCUAUUGAAGAUGAUCGAACGCAAUUUGCUUCCACCCAAGCAAUACUGUUUGGCCCCUAUCUGCUGGCAGGCUAUAGUGGUGGUGACAGGGAUAUCAAAACUGGAACGACCGGUUCUUUUUCAGACUGGAUAACUCCAGUUCCUUCCUCGUACAAUACUUUUCUUGUUACUUUGUCCCAAAUGUCUGGAAACGCAUCUUUUGCCUUAACAAACUCAAACCAAACAAUAACAAUGGAAAUGUAUCCUGGACAAGGGACCGAUUCGGCUGUCCAUGCCACAUUCAGGCUCGUUUUAAAUGACACGACUGCCAACGUCAAAACGUUGCAAGAUGUUAUUGGCAAACGGGUCAAGCUAGAACCAUUUGAUUUUCCAGGAAUGGUUCUAGCAACUCAAGGACCAGAUCAGAAGCUUGUAAUUGCAGGAUCAAACUCUGUUGGGCUCUCCUCUGAUUUCUUUCUAGUUCAGGGAUUGGAUGGAAAGAAUGGAACCAUAUCCUUGAAGUCAGCAAACAAUGAAGACUGCUUUGUCUACAGUGGAGUGAAUUAUAAAUCUGGUGUACAGCUGAAGCUAAGCUGCAAGCCAAAGUCGUCCUCAGACGUUGCGUUCGAUCUAGCUUCGAGCUUUGUGAUGCAAACUGGAGUAAGUCAGUAUCAUCCUAUUAGCUUUGUUGCAAAAGGACCAACAAGGAACUUUCUCAUGGCACCAUUGAUGAGCUUCAUGGAUGAAACUUACACAGUUUACUUCAACAUUAUUACUUAGCCAUUUAGGUUAGUUGAAAGAUCGAAAUAGCUCACAGAUAUAUCAUUAGCUUCGUAUGUUACUAAUACGUUACUGUUAGUGGCUACGAAUUACAAUAAAGAUUUGUAAGUCAUCCUAUUUGCUUC
Molecule: messenger RNA, 3333 nt
Organism: Cucurbita maxima (winter squash)
Lineage: Eukaryota; Viridiplantae; Streptophyta; Magnoliopsida; Cucurbitales; Cucurbitaceae
Exons: 12
Coding region: 602-3208 (868 amino acids)
Biological process (GO): carbohydrate metabolic process
Source: RefSeq, a predicted model, not a curated record